GUUACCCCGUUAGGCAUGGAGAGGGCGGCUCGGGACGGAGGUAGACGAUAUGAGCCGUCUUGCAGAAGAUUCCGUGCUAACGGUGUUAGAGAGUACAUCUAUGGUGCCCGGCCGUUGCAGGCUGCAGCUACCAACCUUCCCCAACACGGCGUCUUCUCCACACGCCCUGCUAAAUCCAAUCCAAAGCAGAACAGAUCCGCCGCGCGCGGCAACCAAUCUCCCAUCUCUUGGAUCGCUCGUGGUGGAGCGAAUGCAGGGCAUCGUUUCUACAGGUGCAGCGAGAGAGAUGGUGUACUUUGUGGAUUCAUGAGAUCGAAAGAGGAGUACAAGGUGAAUAGCGUACGAGGUGAUUUGGGAAUAGAGCUGCUGCCGGAUUUCAUUAUCGAGGUGGUGCUGUUCUUAUCUGUCUGAAGCUUACACGUAUUUCAGCUUGGAAAAGCUAGCACAAAUGUAAAUUUGGAAAAGAUAUUCGGGAAGUCGUAAUCCUGGGGGGAGGGGGAUGGGGAAUGUUAGUUACCAUCCAUCUUGAUGUGGUGUGAUAAUGGUUCCCAUAGUUUUCCAUGCUAGUAUAUAUCAUGGUGUUUUGAGCCAUUGAUUACAGUUUAGCUUGCACCCCGUACAUUUGGUGUGUAAGACUGUAAGUGAUUGUCAUCACUCUGCGCUUACUAUAUUUAUUUGUGUGUAAUCCCAUGUGAUGACACUA
This is a messenger RNA of Triticum aestivum (bread wheat), 703 nucleotides long. RefSeq lists its product as uncharacterized. The record is from RefSeq and is a predicted model, not a curated record. Lineage: Eukaryota; Viridiplantae; Streptophyta; Magnoliopsida; Poales; Poaceae. The coding region runs from base 16 to 411 and encodes 131 amino acids. The transcript is spliced from 2 exons.